Molecule: messenger RNA, 516 nt
Organism: Cooperia oncophora
Lineage: Eukaryota; Metazoa; Nematoda; Chromadorea; Rhabditida; Trichostrongylidae
Source: the annotation of a GenBank genome assembly
AUGAAGUGUACACGCUUACUUAUAUCGUGUUUUUCCUGGCGAAGUCCUUCUGAUGAGUACGCUCCUUUAACAGAUCGAUUUUUCCAGGCUGUUACCAUUCGAAAAGACAAAAGGGAAGAUCUGCUUUCGAAGCGUCGCAACAUCAAUGUCCCGGAUGAGAAUUAUGCAUGGACAUCGACCCAGAAGGGUACAUUUGACAGUAACAUGCUUCAUCAGAUCGUUAUGAUGGCACGAAGUGAUGACCCUGCAAUCAAGCUUGGAGCUGUCCAACAGGCCCGCAAAAUGUUGUCUUCCGAUCGAAAUCCGCCUAUCGACGACCUCAUUUCGAGCGAUAUCCUUCCCAUUCUCGUCAACUGCCUCGUUUCGGACGAUGUAAAUCUACAGUUUGAGGCGGCAUGGGCUCUGACCAACAUCGCUUCGGGAACCUCCGAACAAACGCAGGCCGUUGUUAGUGAACGCCGGUGCUGUCCCAUUAUUUCUCGAAUUGCUCUCAAGUGGCAAUAUGAAUGUUUGUGA